Messenger RNA from Anopheles nili, 2013 nucleotides. RefSeq names its product protein enabled (gene ena). Lineage: Eukaryota; Metazoa; Arthropoda; Insecta; Diptera; Culicidae. Gene Ontology annotation, molecular function: SH3 domain binding. The record is from RefSeq and is a predicted model, not a curated record. The transcript is spliced from 10 exons. Bases 1 to 2013 code for a protein of 670 amino acids.
AUGAGUGAGCAAAGCAUAAUCGGCGCCCGGGCUUCGGUCAUGGUGUACGACGAUGUACAGAAAAAAUGGAUCCCGUCCGGCAGCUCGUCCGGUCUCAGCAAGGUGCAGAUCUUCCACCAUCAGCAAAACAACACGUUCCGCGUCGUCGGCCGGAAGCUGCAGGACCACGAGGUCGUCAUUAACUGCUCGAUCAUCAAGGGCCUAAAGUACAACCAGGCCACGGCCACCUUCCACCAGUGGCGCGAUUCGAAGUUUGUGUACGGAUUAAACUUCUCCAGCUCGCAGGAUGCGGAAGCGUUCGCCCGCGCCAUGAUGCAUGCCCUCGACGUGUUGAGUGGACGAGUUCCACCACCGUCAUCGAUGCAAACGACCAACCCGAACCCAAACCAGAUGUCGUCGGCGUACGAAGAGGACAUGGGCUAUCGUACGAUGACCCGCGAGGAUGCGGCCAUCAUGCAACAGCAGCAGCAAAUCACAAGCCAGCCACCGGGUGUAGGACCUCCACAGCCACCAAACUCAAUGCCAGGCCCGGGUGGUGGCAUUCUGUCCCCACAAACGCCCACUUCACAGACGCUGCCCUCACAAGCCGGCCAGCAGCAGCAGACGCAUCAUCGUACAAAUAGUGCACCACCGGUUCCGCCAGCGCUACCGACACAGCAGGCACUGCAGCAGUCGCAACAACAGCAACAGCAACCACAGAAACCGAUCUAUGCAUCACAGCAGAGCAACAGCAGUACCAACAGUAUUACGUAUGGAACCAAUUCGCAGCAGUAUCCGCAACCCAUCUACGUAGCAUCGAAUCAAAACCAUCAAAUGCUGAACCAGCCGGUGUUGCCACCGCAACCGCCACAGCAACCACCAUCGUCACAACAGCAGCAGCAGCAGCAGAUACCGAUACCGCCGAACCUCUCGAACGGUUCGAUAUACGCGACGGCCACGUGCUCGCCGAGCGCGACCAGCAGCAAUCCGCCGAAUCCGAUCUACGCCGGCCAGCUCGUGUCGCAACAGCCGCAACCACCACCACCGCCAAUGAUGAUGCCACCGAACGGAUACGGACCACCGAACGGUGUCGGUGGUCCGUACGGUGUUGGGCAGCCGCAGUACGGCAUUCCACCGGUUCCUCAGAUGCCAAUGCAACCGCUGCAGCAACCACCGUCGCAGAUGCAGCAGACGAAUGCCCCUCCACCGCCACCAAUGAUGCCACCGAUGUUCUCCAUGUCGGCACCAUCUAAUGCACCGCAGCCGCCAGCACCGCCCAUGCCACCAAACCUAAGCCACGCGGGAGCUCCACCACCCCCACCGCCCCCACCCGGCGCCAACAUGCUUUCCUCGAAGCCGGGCGAAAUCAAUUCCUUGGCCCUCCAGUUGGCCAGUGCCAAACUGAAGCGCAGCCAACCCCCGAAGGGCUCGCCGGGAAUGGGUGGUGGCGGGGUCGGUGUGUCCUCCACCUCGUCGCUGACAUCCACCAGUGGCAGCAACGCCGUGUCUUCCACCGUGACGGAAAACAGCGGCAGCAGUACAUCGAGUGGAGGUAGUGGUAAUUAUGGAACCAUAGGACGAUCAUCAUCUGGCAUGGCGUCGAUGAUGGAUGAAAUGGCGAAGACUCUCGCUCGACGACGAGCGCAAGCGGAAAAGAAAGAGCCGGACUCUAUCGACGAUGGUGGUCCAGGAGGAUCAGGAGGCCGCCAACGAGCUUGGGAAAAAUCUAGUACUUUGCCACAUAAACUGGGCAGCAAUAAUGCCAGUGGGGCCGGAGGUAGCAAUUCCGGUAGCGGUGCAGGUGGUGCAAGUCUGAGCGGUUCCGAGUCACCGAAACCGUCACGAAAACGUUUUGGCAGUGCCAGCGAGGAGACGAUACUGAAGCAGAUUAAUGGUGGUGAUAGUUUUUCCCUUCCUACUGCUGUCGAGUUCGACAAUUUGAAGGAAGAAAUAUUGCGCGAAAUGCGCAACGAAAUUGCUAAGGCGAAACAGGAAAUCAUAGAAGCUAUCAAAUCAGAAUUCAAUCGCAGGUAA